Molecule: messenger RNA, 789 nt
Organism: Plasmodium cynomolgi strain B
Lineage: Eukaryota; Apicomplexa; Aconoidasida; Haemosporida; Plasmodiidae
Product: suppressor of Ras1 3-9
Exons: 4
Coding region: 1-789 (262 amino acids)
Biological process (GO): signal transduction
Cellular component (GO): cytoplasm
Source: RefSeq, a predicted model, not a curated record
AUGGCAACAUCCGAAGAUUUAAAGCAGCUGAGGUCGGACUGUACCUACCGAUCCAAGUUGGCCGAGCAGGCGGAGAGAUAUGACGAAAUGGCCGACGCUAUGAGGACCCUAGUUGAGCAGUGCGUGAACAACGACAAGGACGAGUUGACCGUCGAAGAGAGGAAUCUGCUGUCCGUUGCGUACAAAAACGCCGUCGGUGCGAGAAGAGCCUCAUGGAGAAUAAUUUCCAGCGUUGAGCAAAAAGAAAUGAGCAAGGCAAACGUGCACAACAAGAAUAUCGCAGCCACGUACAGGAAGAAAGUGGAAGAGGAGCUAAACAACAUAUGUCAGGACAUCCUAAAUCUGCUGACGAAGAAACUAAUACCAAACACGUCCGAAAGUGAAAGCAAGGUGUUUUAUUACAAAAUGAAGGGAGAUUAUUACAGAUAUAUUAGCGAGUUUUCUUGUGAUGAAGGAAAGAAGGAAGCAUCGAACUUUGCACAGGAAGCUUACCAGAAGGCAACUGAUAUUGCAGAGAAUGAACUUCCAUCGACGCACCCCAUACGUUUAGGCCUUGCAUUGAACUACUCAGUUUUCUUUUAUGAGAUUUUAAACCAGCCUCACCAGGCAUGUGAAAUGGCCAAGCGUGCCUUUGAUGAUGCUAUCACCGAGUUCGACAACGUAAGCGAGGACUCGUACAAGGACUCCACGUUGAUUAUGCAGCUCCUGCGGGACAACUUAACCUUAUGGACUUCGGACUUGCAGGGAGACCAAACGGAAGAAAAAUCGAAGGAUGAAGGCCUCGAGUAA